Nematocida parisii ERTm1 is the source of this 620-nucleotide messenger RNA. RefSeq lists its product as uncharacterized. Gene Ontology annotation, cellular component: nucleus. Gene Ontology annotation, biological process: ribosome assembly. The transcript has a single exon. Gene Ontology annotation, molecular function: RNA binding. The coding region runs from base 1 to 534 and encodes 177 amino acids. The record is from RefSeq and is a predicted model, not a curated record. NCBI's taxonomy places the organism in Eukaryota, Fungi, Microsporidia.
AUGCGGCCGCUAAAAGACGAAGAGUUUGACAAAGUUGAGAAAAAGCUGAAGCAGUACAUGGGAAACAAUCUUUCCUCCUUUCUUAACCCUCUGCACGAGCUGGUAUACCACAAACAGCGAAUAUAUUACGUUAGAAAAGACCUUAUUAAAAAAGCCAGUAUAAUUCCAAAUGAUAAUAUUCUAUGCAUUGGCACGUGCAUUGGGCGGCUGACUAAAUCAGAGUUCUUCCGUAUUAAGAUCACUGGGCUGCACAUGCUUAUGAUGUAUGCCAGCAGCAAGAUCAAGAUCAAGCAAACUGCUGAGAUGAACGUUCUCUAUGGAAACCACGUGCAGAGAGCACACCUGUGUGGAGUUGCUCCAGACAUUCGAAAAAACGCAGGAGUUGUCCUAACUACUUCCUCAAGCAUUCCUAUUGGAUUUGGAAUUAUGUCUAAGUCUGGUAAUGAAAUAUUAGCAGGGGAUAGAACUGCUGUGGUUGUUGUAAGACACGGUGAUGCUGGUGAGUACUUAAGAGGCGAAGACGCUCUUAUGUAAGGCAUCUAAUAAAACAAAAUAAUUGAUGAAUAAAUAGUUAUAGAGGUAAAUAAAAGAAUAGUUAGUGAUAGUCGCAUACUAAAAAG